AUGAGCUCCAUCGAAUCCACGCAACACCUCAAGGCCAUCCUCCGGGACCAAAUAGACAACAAGAUGUCCGGCGCAUACUACGAGACAGCUUUCAUCGUUCCCCACUUGCAGACUUCUGUUAUGCCUCGCCGGCCCCGCCAGCCUGCUCCGACAUCGCGUCCGACUGUCGGUGCGAUGGCCUCGGAAGCAACCCUCGUUGACAAGGACGGCAUCCCUGUCAUGUCCAAGGAGAAGAACGAUGCCUCGGGUUCUAUGAAUGGCACGUCACCCAAAAAGAGUCUUCUCAAGCGCAUCUUGAAGAAGGUCUAG
Molecule: messenger RNA, 309 nt
Organism: Colletotrichum graminicola M1.001
Lineage: Eukaryota; Fungi; Ascomycota; Sordariomycetes; Glomerellales; Glomerellaceae
Exons: 2
Coding region: 1-309 (102 amino acids)
Source: RefSeq, a predicted model, not a curated record